AGAGAGAGAGAGAGAGAGAGAGAGAGAGGUUGCAGAGAUGGGAAGAAGCCCUUGUUGCUCCAAGGAGGGCUUGAACAGAGGAGCGUGGACGGCUCAAGAAGACAGGAUCCUCACCAACUACAUCAAGGCUCACGGCGAGGGCAGGUGGAGGAACCUCCCCAAGAAAGCAGGGUUGCAGAGAUGUGGCAAGAGUUGCAGGCUGCGAUGGUUGAACUACCUGAGGCCUGACAUCAAAAGAGGCAACAUAUCUCCCGAUGAGGAAGAGCUCAUCAUCAGGCUUCACAAGCUUUUGGGGAACAGAUGGUCUCUGAUAGCCGGGAGACUUCCAGGGCGAACAGACAAUGAAAUAAAGAACUACUGGAACACCAACUUAGGCAGGAAGGUCCAGAGCAAUACCCCAACCAACUCGCAAUCUCGCAGUGGUCAUGUCGAUCAAUUAUCCCCAAAUCAUCAACGUGACGAUGAUCGACCCCGCAAAGUAAAGAGCCCGAGACAUUCCGAGACAUCGAAAAUGUCUACCGACGAUAAUAGUGCGUCUGAGUCGCCAUCAAGUAAGCCCGAUGCUCGUUCGGUCAAGACCAAUGCGUUCAAGUGCUCCAAGGUCCUCAUCGACCCACCGCCAGAACAAGAACUUCACCGAAAUGAAGAUCCUAUCAACACGGACUUUGCAGCAUCGGCGGCAGUGGACCCGGCUCCCACCGGAGUCUUGCCGCCAUUCACGGGGAAUAUUCCGGCGGAUCUGUCGAUGGAUGACUUUGAGAUUGGGGAUAUCUGCUUGUCAGAGUUCCUGAAUUCGGACACAUCGAGCAUCGCUAACCAAGGUCAAUUCAACAGCAAUAACAGCAUCACGAUCAGUGACGAUCUGUUCGCUGAUGAUAGCCAAGUGCAAGGUCUGGGUUGGGCAGCACUGAGCAGUGACAGUGUUCCUGAUAAUCAUCAAGCAAAUGCUGGUCCCAACUUCCAUCAGGCUUUUGCCUCCUUUCUUGACUAUAAUGGAGGAGACCAGUGGCUUUGAGCACGACAUGAGAACUGUACGACAUCGUCAAGGAGCCAUUUUUCAUACAAGAAUUUGCAUAUAGGGACAUACUAGGCCGUCCCCGCUGUUCAUGAUUCCUUUCUUUUUGUCCUUUUUUUUUUUUUAUGGGUGUCUGCCAAUCACUCUGUUUAUUCACUCCAGGAUCAGCUGUUGGGGUCUCAAACUAAAACAUCAUUGCACAACACGAUGUUGGCCCAACUUGUCAGAUAAAUAAUCCCAUGACUAGCUGUACUUAGCUCCAAGAGAGAGAAAGAGAGGCCUCUGUAAAGGAAAUCUUUUUCAAGUUCUUACUUCGACUUACUUGGAACUAUGCAAUUCACUUGCUCUUUUCA
Molecule: messenger RNA, 1368 nt
Organism: Eucalyptus grandis
Lineage: Eukaryota; Viridiplantae; Streptophyta; Magnoliopsida; Myrtales; Myrtaceae
Product: transcription factor MYB1
Exons: 4
Coding region: 38-1015 (325 amino acids)
Source: RefSeq, a predicted model, not a curated record